CCACACCCACAAAAUAAAAGUGCCCCCCUUUGAUAUGCUUUGACGGGGGCUAUCGGGGUAUCUUUGUCUCUGUAGCCGGGCACAGACAGGGUUAGCGUUCCCGCUGUGGGUUGGUCUGUGUUUUUUGGGUACGUGACGCUCUGUCUUAUUGCUCCAGGAGGCGGAAUGGGGCAGUUCUCUGGGCCACCGCCCAUCACUCUGAGUCAGCUCCUGGAGGUGGUUGAGUUGCGUCUGACCUGCGCCAGCUGCAGCAAGAGGCAGAAAGAGGACACUUACACCGUGCAGCCCGCAGGUCACGACUGCACCGGGAGUCAGCUCCUCGCCAAACGCAAGAAUGGGAACGCCGAUGAGCUGUGGCGAUUAGUCAAGCGGCGGCCAUCGUUCCCCGUGCCGGCUCGUUACUCCGUGUGCUGGUACUACCAACCCGGGAAGGGCUGCACCAAACACCGGCAGCGGUGCACGUUCGCCUGGAACGAGGAGGAGAGGCUGGUUUGGGCGUUCGAGAAAUCAUGUGACCUGGACAGGAGCCAAUUAAAGGCCAUAUUGUUGCCUACAAAGUCCACAGGUACCGCACUGCGGGCGCCCGCCAGUUGGGAAGACAUCCUGGAAGAGUUUGGAGGUGACUUCCAGGAGGUGUGCGAGUCGUGCUUCUACCAAAGCCCACCCAAGGUCACCCUCUGCAUCAAGUGCCGCACUCACCCGCGGCCUGUACCGCUCCUGGCACACAUGGAGUUCAGUGAACACAAGAAACAAUGUCACGCCAUUCGCCAAAAGCCCCACAUACAGCCGCUGCGCCUGUGCAGGCUGCCUUCGCGGGGUCUUCUGUGUCCGCUGGAAGCGGGGCAUUGCCCGUAUGCCCACAGCCUGGUGGAAUUGGCCGUGUGGAAGGCGGAACAAGAGUUUGGGCUGAGUCGGGGGCAGGUGGUGCGACGGUCAGAGGUGGACGUGGGUUUUUACUGCCGCCUGUGCCUGGUCAGCGCCUCCACGCAGGAGGGAUUCGAGGUGCACUGCGCCUCUCUGGAGCACCGGCGGAUGAUGGCCGCCGACUCGCUGACCGUGUGGAACCACCGAGCGCCACCAAUAAACAUUAAAGACGUUGCCCUGUGUGAAAGCCCCCAGCCCUGUGUCUAUGGGAACGUCUGCCCCAAAGCUCACAGCAAAGAGGAGCUGGAGGAAUGGAUGAUGAGGAUGAAGGUCGGCAAACGGAACCGGCAGGUGGCCGAGGCGGAAGGUCUGCAGCCCUACCAGGACCGCCUGAUACAGGAGUACCAGCUGUACAGCGCCGACAUGCAAGUGCUGUCAGAAGAAGUUGAAGGGGUUAAAAUUUCGUCUGACCUCCCCCUGAGGGUCCUGGCCAAAGAAAAGCCAGCAAAAAGAACAUGGACGUUUACCGUGCAUACCAAGAUGCCUCUCCUGCAUGUGGCUCUGUUGAAGAUGGAUCCCGGCGCUUCCUUCUCGUUGGUGGCAUGUGGCAUCCCAAAACCUUGUAAUUAUGCCAGAGGCAGCAGCUUCCAACGAAAAUCUCCCAAGACUCUGAGUUUCGAAGUCAAGGUGCUGGUAGAGUGCGCUGUAUUCGGUCUUUUUGAGCAGUGGCUGGCGCUGGAUUUCGGAACACGUCCCGUUUUGGUGCAGAAGAUCUUCCUGCAGGUUGGUGGCCAGACUGAUGCCGUAUUCCCUGCGCAAAAUACUUCUUGUCAAGAGACAGAGGCAUUGCCGCCAGCCGAGCGGUGGUACUCUGGCAAGAAGCUCUUCGUCCCGUGCAAGGAGAGGACUCAGGAGGAAAAGCAACUCGGCGAAUUGUAUAAACAGCCGGCAGUGAACGUGAAUCAUCGGCACGAGUCAACGGACACUCCGGCAUUCACUGCUCAGAACUACCGUAAGCGCAUGCACGAGUGGCUGCUCCAAGAAGAGGCAGCAAGGGAACAGGUCCUAUCCAGGCUAAAUAUGAGAGUCUCUGUGACCCUAAGCAAGAUGAUGAACACCUCGAUGGGGAUGAAGUUUUGUUCAGAAGGUGAACUGUUUGGUGAGGUUCCUCUCCCGCCCGGCAUAACGCAAGACACCGAAGAGGGCUACCUUCUCCAUCGUUCUGUGGACACUGCCCUUCUUGCUCUGUUCCCACCACAAGAUGACAAGGUGUACGAGGUGUGUGUAGAUAGCAGCGCUGGUCUGGAGAGAAGUGUCUUGCUCCAGAUUCCGGAGCGGUGCUGCCGUGAGUUGGCUCUGGAGAAGGAAACCGCACCCCAGAUGGAGAUCCAGUUCCAGCUGAAUCGGUUUGAGUUCUGUGUUAACCACGACGCGGUGGACCGGCUGCUCGAUGUGAAGCUUCUGUUUCCAGAGUUGAGCAAAUGCUGCCCUCCCACCACGAAGGAGAAGCUAAGUUGGGGCAACUCAAAGCAGCGACGGGCUGCCUCUUACAUCAUAGGAGCUGUACCAGAGGGGAAGCCGGUGGCCCCUCUCCUUAUCUACGGCCCCUUUGGAACAGGAAAAACAUAUAUAAUGGCCAAAGCAGCUUUAGAGGUGGUCAAAAAGCCGGGGACCCGGGUGCUGAUCUGCACACAUAAUAACAGUGCUGCAGACCUCUAUGUUCGGGAACAUUUCCACGCAUACGUCGAGUCCGGCCACCCAGAAGCCAAGCCUCUGAGAGUGAAGUACAUCCAAAGCCCACUCAACAGGACGGAUCUCAUUACCCUGCAGUACUGUCCAGUAAAAGAUUCUGCCUUCUUCUUUCCUGAUCUAGGCUACCUAGAGCAGUACCGUAUCAUCGUGACCACGGCGGUCACCUCCCGGGACCUGGCCGUAUCACGGGGCUACUUCAGCCACAUAUUCCUGGAUGAGACUGCCCAGAUGCUGGAGAGCGAGGCUUUGAUCCCUCUAGCUCUUGCUGACAAAAUGACCCGUAUAGUUAUUGCCGGAGACCACAUGCAGGAGACCCCCAGACAGUUCUCCUGGGGAAAGACAAAUUUUCACGAAGAGCACACUCUACUCACCCGCCUAUUCUCACAUUACCAGAGAGAAAAUAGCCCCACGGCCAAAGCCGCCCGCGUCAUCUUUCACCAAAACUACCGCUCUGUACCAGCUAUCAUCUCAUUCGUCUCUCGCUGCUUUUAUGUUGGCCAAGAUGACGCUAUAGAGGCCUGUGGAACCGAGGCAACGGCUCCCCCUGCAGAUCGCCACGCGCUCGGGCUUUGCCACGUACAUGGAUCUUGCACGCGCGACGGGAGCUCUUGGGUGAACCAGGCCGAGGUGCUGCAGGUGUUGGAGGUGGUCAGAGACGUUCUUAAUCGGUGGUCCGAGAGCUGGGGUGCAACCAGGAGGAGCAGCAUCUGCGUCUUGUCUCAAGGGAGUCAGGUGAGAUUAAUACGCCAGGAGCUGCGCAAAAUAAAGCUCUCUGAUGUCACAGUGACGAACUACACCGACAUCAUUGGUCGUGAAUUCCAGGUUAUUAUCCUGAGCACAGUCCGUUCCGUGGAUAGCCUUUCAGCUGCCUCCGCUGCAUCGUCUAACUUCACCCUAGACGUUUUCUGUGACCCGAGAGUCCUCAACACUAUCCUGACACGAGCACGUUCUCAGAUCAUCGUGGUUGGAGAUAUGGUGGCCCUGUGCUCUUUCGGUUAUUGCAGUCGUAUCUGGAGACGUUACGUCCGUGAGAGUGUGGAAAAAGGCAGCGCCUCGCCACCCGACCUCAGUGUUGAAGAGAUAAAGCAAGCGGCCUGCAGCCUACAAGCCUGGCAGGGACGGCAGGAUGACGAAGAGGAGGCAGAGGACAGCGACUCCUGGAUUUCCGACCCGGACAUCAACAUGGAAGAUUCCAUUCUUCAAGAGCUGUUGAACAGCAAAACAGAAGCCAUUGUGACGGUGACGGAUGAGGGAAUGAUGGAAGUCUGUUCAGUAAAUGUUUCUGAUGAGAAGCAUCAACACAAAAGAGAAGUAUACACCGAUUUCCCUCUGCCCACGCUCAAGCAGUUGCUGCAGUCCCAUCCCAAUGACUACAAAAGAUGUCUGCUGGUCAAGAAGUCUUUCAAUUCUGGUUACGCUCUGACCCUUGAUGAUCGUCCCCGUCAAAUACCAAUUGAAGGCCGACUGAACUGUGGUCUGGCGUUUAGUGGAGACGAGGUUCUUGUCCAACUCCCGCGUGGCACUGAUCCACAGGCAGGGAAGGUGGUAGGACUGAUGAAGACAAGGGAAGACUGUCGCCGCUUUGUCUGCUUUAUGGAUCCACAUGAUAACAGUAUCAUGGUUCCCAUAGAUAGAUCGAUCACUAAAAUCUUUUGCCUGAUGUUGAAAGAGAGACCUGGUCUUUUGCCGAUACGUAGCUUUAGCAAUGGUCAAAUCAAGACUCAUACGUUAGAGAAGGUGACACCCGAGAUGAAGAGCAAGCGACUGUUCCUGGUGCAAGUGGUAAAGUGGACGAAGGAAUUCACCUUUCCAAUGGGUAUUGUAAAUUGCAUCCUUCCCGUAAUCAACACUACGGAAGAAGGACUCAAUGUUUUGGAUCUGGAAUUUAGACUGGACAGUCCUGAAAAGUACCCUGAAAAAGCAACCAAAGAAGCUAAGAAGAUUCUGUCCCGCACGCUGCUCAAUGAAGGGCGCCAAGAUUGUCGCAACCUCAUAACCUUUACCAUUGACCCUGCUUCUGCCAAGGAUUUGGACGAUGCCAUCUCUGUACGGGAGCUAGGAGACCACUAUGAGAUAGGGGUUCACAUCUCUGAUGUGGCCACCUUGGUGUCUCCGGGAAGUGAGUUGGACAAAGAGGCAAAUGCCCGCGGUGUCACCUUUUACCGCCCGGAAGCUGAAGCUAUUCACAUGCUUCCCAUGAUACUGAGCUGUGAUUUCCUCAGUCUGAAGCCGCAGUGUGACCGACGAGCACUGUCGCUCUUUGUCAAGGUGGAAAAGAACACUGACCAGAUGGUGGACUUUCAUUUCUGUCGGACACUUAUCCGGUCUGACCGUCAGCUGUCCUAUGAAGAAGCCACUAGUAUUCUGAGCACCCGGUGCAGGCAGACUCUCUCUUUCAGCAGCAUGGAAGACUGCAUCAGAACGGCGUGGCACUUCGCACAGGUCCAUUGCCGGUCUCGUUUGCGGGAAGCAUCCACUUACAAACGGCCAGAUGAGAAUAGCUCCCCAGGCAGCGAAAACGCCAAGCGGAUGAUUGAGGAGCUGAUGAUCAUGUAUAAUAGCUUCGUGGCAGAGUACCUAUGCGAACAGAAAGCAUUAAAGCAUCUGGUGCCCGUGAGAUGCCAGGCUCAGCCCAGCCUUCAAAAUACUAUGGCUUUGAGAAAAAAAUUAAGCCACUUAGUACAUCUAUCUACCCACCUCUCUUAUUACCUUCUGGAGGCUCCUGAACCCCAGAAGCAGCUUCCAGGUGUGCAGGUAACCAUGCGGAGUUCAGUGUGGAAACGAAUACAAGAUGCUGCUAAAAAGGAAGACUACGCCACUGUCGCCGACCUCCUCUGUACUGAUGACCUGCACCCGGAGCUAUGCUAUGCGACCAUUGCGUUCCGGAAACAUCUAGGCCGUGUGUCCAUACGACGCUGUGGCACCUCAGGCCCCAGCGGGCAUUUCUCUCUUAAUUUGUCAUCUUACACAUGGGCCUCCUCGCCUAUCCGAAGAUACCUGGAUAUUGUGAUUCAAAGGCUUCUCCUCUGCACCCUCGCCGGCACCCGUCCUCAGAUAUCUGCUUCGGACGUAGAAUUGCUGUGCCACAAUUUUGACCGGAGGGUUAAGCAGGAGGCAUCCUAUAAGAAACAAAGUCUUGCCAUGCAGCUGGCACUGGCCUUCCGCACGGAGGUUCAGCAGAAGAUGGCAGUGGUGGUCUCCGUUGAGUCCAAUAACAAGGAAUUUAAGGUGGUCUUUCCGCUGAAUGGCGACUCUUUGUCCGAUUUGUUGUCCAUUGACUAUAACAUGCUUCAGCCCACCCAGCAACCAGAGGGAAUUGUGGGGGGGACCUGCCUGUUGUGGAGACGCAGGGUGUAUUCUUACCAUAGGUUUAGGGAACUGCCUCUCAGAAACAAUUCCCAGAGAGACGUCACUGUUUUCGGAGCCACUGCCUGGCGUGGCGCCAUAACAGCAGUGAAUGAGGGUAGCCCGGAAAAGGCGCUAAGCCUUCUGAAAAAGGGCAUGAAGACCCCGGUCUCCACCAACCACGUGAAGAGGAGCAAAUGUGGCCACUAUGUGGAAAUGACCCUUGACCUACGCCCCGGUGUUGCCCUGCUUGUCCAGCUCUGUGCAACCAUCCAGCGUGGCAUACCCACACCAAGCCCCCAGCUAUGCUCCCCAUGCCCUUACAUCCAGUUGUGUCUGGAGCACACGCUUCAGCCCGUGGAUUGCUUCUCGAAGCAGGCACAUCGUGCUCCUCUCAAACAUUACAAGAGCCCCGGGGAAUAUCAACAAGUGUGGCAGCCACUGUGCGCCUUGGAAGCCGUAUCAUCGGCUAUCAGCGAGAGCGGUGGAAUAUUGCUUCGAGAUGUGCCUGUGAAGUGGAAGAAAGAAGGAACGAACAUAGAAGCGGUGGGGUUAAAAGGCUCUUUCAAAGUAUCUGCUGAUCUUAUAAAAGAGUGUGACCUCGAUUUAGAUUUCCAUCACUGUUAUCUAUGCGUGAGGCUGGAGAAUCUCCCCGCCAGCCACUCAGCCACUCUACUGGAUCCACAGACCUUCACCUGGGUGGCCCACGGCUUGACAGACACCAAGACUGACAAGCAAGAAGAGGGAUGGAAAGUAAAGUUCUACAUCCACCAGUCCACCAUGUGCCACGUCCCUGAAGCCGCAUUUCGAAGCACAGCCCAAUUUACCUUGGAGAUUAUCCCCAAGCUGCUGCCUGACAUACGUAAGGAAGGAGCUGUGAACGAUCUGAGAAACGCGUCUGAACUGGUCAAGAGCAUCGCGUUAGGAAAGCAGGUCCCUGAUCUAGAAUUAAACAGCAAGUUGAAAUCUCAGAAGACUUUCAAUAUCGCAGAGUUCCCCAAAGGUCUGAAUACGAGCCAGACGUCGGCGGUGAGGAGAGCCCUGACCAAGCCGUUCACCCUCAUCCAGGGACCCCCAGGCACUGGAAAGACCAUGGUUGGAGCUCACUUGGCUUAUUGGUUCCAUCAUAUAAAUAAGAUUCUAGAGUCCCAGAUGUUGGAUGAAAAAGAAAAAAAGGAAGAGGAGGACCAGACAGAGAAAGAGCCAGGCAGACGCGUCCUCAUGUACUGUGGCCCUUCCAACAAAUCUGUGGAUGUGGUGGCUGAGAUGUUGCUUAGAACUCGGCUGCGUCCUCUGCGCGUGUACAGCGAACAGAUGGAGCUGAUGGAGUUUCCCAAUCCAGAUAGCAAACAUCGAGUGUCCGGACACCAGAGGGAUGGCAGACCCGAUCCAACACUCAGAGCCAUUACGCUCCAUCACCGAAUCCGCCAGCAAACAAACAAAUUUCACCAGCCGAUCCUGGAGAUGGACAGACGGAUCCAGAAUGGAGAUCAAUUCACAGCGGACGAAAUAACAGAGUAUAAGAAGAUCCUGGAUGAUGCCAGAAAGCAGGAGCUUGCCAGCCAUGACAUAAUCCUGUGCACCUGCCUCACCUCCGCCAGUAGGUUACUGAGGAAGCUGCCCGUGACGCAGAUUGUGGUGGACGAGUGCGCAAUGUGCACGGAGCCAGAGGUCCUUGUACCGCUGGUCAGCCACGUGCAAGCGGAAUCGGUGGUCUUGAUUGGUGAUCACAUGCAGCUGCGGCCAGUGGUUAAGAACGACUUAUGCCUCUCUCUUAACAUGGGCCGAUCUUUGUUUGAGAGAUACCAGUCCGAGGCGCUGCUGCUGAACAUACAAUAUCGGAUGCACAGAGAUAUCUGCGCUUUUCCAUCCAAGGAGUUUUACGAGGGCCGUCUGGGUACCAGCAAUGAGCUCCGCAGCAAACCCAGCUUGUUCUACCACCGCCAUAAGCCUUCUUGCCCUGUGGUGUUUGGGCAGGUGGACGGGGAGGAACAAAGUCUUGCUGUGACAGGCGAGGAGGGCAACUAUAACUCCAAGGCCAACAGAGAAGAAGCAAAGCAAGCAGUGCGUUUAGUUAAAGGUUUACUACAGGCCGCAGUGAGGCAGGAAGACAUUGCCAUCCUGACACCGUACAACGCACAGGUAUCGGAGAUAAACAAAAUGCUGCAGGAAUCCCGUCUGAGCAGAGUCACUGUCUGCACCAUAAUGAAGAGCCAGGGGAGCGAGUGGCGGUACGUGAUAUUCUCCACCGUGCGCACUGUACCCCGGAAGGACGUGGAAAGUCGCCCAACACUGGGUUGGACACGUAAACACCUUGGGUUCCUGGCAGACCCAAACCAGAUCAAUGUGGCCCUCACCCGGUCGAAGGAAGGGCUAUGUGUUCUAGGGAACUCAAUUCUUCUGCAGUGCUGCCCACUCUGGCGUAGACUCCUCAAGCACUACGGAGCGCAGAAAGCUGAUGUGCAUUCCACAGAGAUUAAGGUCGCAAGGAUGUAGCACGCUGCAACUGGUAUAAGGGGUGCAAUCCACUGAAACCGGUCUGCAGGGGCGGUACAUUCCACUGAAACCGGUCAGCAGGGGUGGGACAUUCCACUGAAAUAAUUCUGCAGGGUUGGGACAUUCCACUGCAGCUGGUCUGUGCGUGUGUGGUAAUCCCCAAUCAGUCUGGAGGGGUGGGACAUUCCACUGCAAUAAGUCUGCAGGGGUGAGACAUUACACUAAUUGGUGAGCAGGGGAAAGAUAUCCUGGAGUACUUUAUAAACCCCUCUGGACACCAUGAUACCUCCGCGAUAUAUGUGAAAUGUCACAGCGUUAGCGUAUCAGCUCCCUGUGUUAGACCAUACAGAAUGAACUAUGUUCUGCCUUUAGGUG
This is a messenger RNA of Spea bombifrons (plains spadefoot toad), 8832 nucleotides long. It is a transcript of the gene HELZ2, whose product is annotated as helicase with zinc finger 2. Lineage: Eukaryota; Metazoa; Chordata; Amphibia; Anura; Pelobatidae. The transcript has 20 exons. The coding region runs from base 166 to 8457 and encodes 2763 amino acids. Gene Ontology annotation, cellular component: P-body; exosome (RNase complex). Gene Ontology annotation, molecular function: RNA binding; 5'-3' DNA helicase activity; 3'-5'-RNA exonuclease activity. The record is from RefSeq and is a predicted model, not a curated record. Gene Ontology annotation, biological process: mRNA catabolic process.